Messenger RNA from Botrytis porri, 1113 nucleotides. RefSeq lists its product as uncharacterized. The coding region runs from base 1 to 1113 and encodes 370 amino acids. Lineage: Eukaryota; Fungi; Ascomycota; Leotiomycetes; Helotiales; Sclerotiniaceae. The transcript is spliced from 2 exons. The record is from RefSeq and is a predicted model, not a curated record.
AUGGACAUCUGCGAUCAGACGGUCAUCGCGACAUCUGAACAAGACGCGGUAGCCGCCCAUAACGUUGGAGAUAUGAACCACCACAGUGAAACAACCAUGUCAGUAGACGCUGGCAAGAAUCUUGUGAUAACUACUGAUAUGGAUCUGGCCCCUUCUUCUGAAUACGACAAAAAGCGAAUUAUGCCACCUGAGAUGGUUGAGAAAAUCCUCGAUAUCCUCUACAAGGAAUACGAUAUGCCAACAAUCUGGUGUAUUGGUCUGUCGGCCCGAAUCUACUAUAAAUAUGUUGCCAAAUUUCGCUAUCGAUAUGGAAUUCGUCUUACCAGAGAGGAAAAGCUAGAGCUAGCUCCACUUAUCAAGAACUGGAUGGGCGAUCAAUACCGAAUGAUGCGCUCAAAAACUAUUGACACAAUCGACUCGGCCCUCUUAUUACAAAACAACACCAUGUUUCUAUCCCGAAAGAUCUACGGUGACACAGACGCAAAGGAACGAGCUUUGUGCCAGAGGUUCAAAGAUUAUGAUACUCUCAUAGCUCCGUUGAGGUGGUUACCCUCCAGAUCUGCAUUCUACAAUGAUCUCCACGUUCCGAAUCCAACUAGAAAGGGAAUGGCCUGGUAUGAGGAGAUGGCUAAGUACUUGUUGCUUUACAUUAUUCAGAAUUGGGAGAAAGGAGGCGGAAACCAAAUCAGUUCCUGGUUUGAGAGUCGAGAAUUGCCAGAGUAUCCUGCUCGUCACCAUUUCUGGCAGGAAUACUUGCACAGUAGUUUGAGAGCAUGGGUUCAUUUUGAAGGAGAAGAGUUUGGUGGUAAACCUUUGCGAAAAAAGUUUGUAUGUACUGAGCCCGGUCAAUACGAUCUGCCAUAUUCGAGGAAGCCAAAUUGGACUUAUAAUGGUUGUGAUAAUUUACAUAGGGGUUGUUAUAUUCAAGAGGGCGAGAGCAAGGAGGAGAUUAUUCAGAUGAUACCGGGUCACAAUAUCCUCAAAUGGUUGUUGCAUUAUGAUGGCCAGGGUUGGAUUUACAGGGCUAUCUGUUUUCCGAAAGGGACUUCGAUGAAAGAAGUGUUGAAAAACUUUGAGAGAGAUAUUGAGGAGUCUUGGGGUCCGUUGGAUUAG